CGCCCCCUCCGCCCCUCUCCCCAAAGGAAAAAGGGCUGCAUCUCUUGGUUGGGUUCGAGCUAGUCGAAUAUUCAGUUGCGGAUCUAGGCGCAUUUUUCUGACUGGUGCAGCCCAUUUCAACUUUUUGUGAUAGGCUAGGCAAAUUUUUGAGGUGUUGAUUUUUCCCAAUCGGGACGCGUUAGAGCUGCACCCAGACCCCAUACCUAUUUAAACUGGUCGGCUUCCCCACGUCUUCAACCUUCUAUUCUACAUAUCACGAACCCAACAUCCACCAACGUCUUCAGCCGCAAAAUUGCAUUCUUGCACCACCAACCAAACCACACAUAUUUCGCAAUCUUAAAUCUCAAAUCAAAAUGACUGGACGCGGCAAGGGCGGCAAGGGCCUCGGCAAAGGUGGUGCCAAGCGCCACCGCAAGAUCCUUCGCGACAACAUUCAAGGUAUUACCAAGCCCGCAAUCCGACGUCUCGCGCGUCGUGGUGGUGUCAAGCGUAUCUCUGCCAUGAUCUAUGAGGAGACCCGUGGUGUCCUGAAGUCUUUCCUUGAGGGUGUCAUCCGUGAUGCCGUCACCUACACUGAGCACGCCAAACGCAAGACUGUCACAUCUCUUGAUGUCGUCUACGCGCUGAAGCGACAAGGCCGCACUCUGUACGGUUUUGGUGGUUAAACUUUGGGUCUUUGUGGAGUUUCACGUCUGUUAUGAAGUCAUUUCUUGCGAGUGCCACUUUGGUUGCAAGUGGCCGGUCAUGACCAUUGGGAUUGGGUCUGCUUUUGGGUGUUUUGAUCAUGUACCAUAAGGGAAUGGGGGUCAACUACUACAUCGAUGGAUUGUCCGAUGAGGCAUAAUCAAUCCGUCA
This is a messenger RNA of Pseudomassariella vexata, 855 nucleotides long. RefSeq names its product histone-fold-containing protein. Gene Ontology annotation, molecular function: DNA binding; structural constituent of chromatin; protein heterodimerization activity. Gene Ontology annotation, biological process: nucleosome assembly. Lineage: Eukaryota; Fungi; Ascomycota; Sordariomycetes; Amphisphaeriales; Pseudomassariaceae. Gene Ontology annotation, cellular component: nucleosome. The transcript is spliced from 4 exons. The coding region runs from base 354 to 665 and encodes 103 amino acids. The record is from RefSeq and is a predicted model, not a curated record.